UGCAUCAGUUUCUUUUUCUUCGUUUUCUUCUUGUUUGGUUGAUGGACGAAUACUACUUGAAUUCUUCAAUGAAUAAAGUUCUACCUUCCAAAGGAGGAACGAAAAGUGAUGAUUGUGCUGAGGAAAGUGGUUGGACUGUAUAUUUUGAGGACUACUUCUUGUCCAACAACCGAGAAACUACUACUUGUUCUUCUGUUUCUGUGAGCUCUUCCUUGGUUUCUGAUGCCGCUUCCUGUGCUGCAUGGAAGAAGUACUCCUCGGAUCAAAAUGGUGGUGUUGUUGGGUACUCUUCGGAGGUGGGCUCCGAGAAGAGCAAUAAGAAAUUGAGUUUCAAAAAGAGGAGAACCAGAGGAGCUCUGAAUGAUGAUGAUUUGGAGGAUACUGCUAGCUCUCCUGUUAAUAGACCCAAGGUUUGUAAUAUGAAACAGUUGGGUUCUAAUCGAAGAAAGAAAGAUUAUUCUCUAGAAAGGUUUUAGGAGAAGGCAACUACUUCUGGUCAUUGUUCAGAACUGCAGGCAGAUGAUGAG
Nelumbo nucifera (sacred lotus) is the source of this 527-nucleotide messenger RNA. Lineage: Eukaryota; Viridiplantae; Streptophyta; Magnoliopsida; Proteales; Nelumbonaceae. The record is from RefSeq and is a predicted model, not a curated record.